AGCCGUGCGCCGGGUACGCGGAAACCAGUUAAGCCUGUUUCUGAAACUGAAAAUCUGCAUCAAAACGCAAUAGCAUUCGCAGGGUACGACCGACAAUCAUUCUGUACGCGAACGCGGUCGCGUGUGUGACUAACAUCGUGGUUGUCUGGGUACAAGAAAAAAUAUAUAUAAGAAGCAGUUGAAACGCUGUACGUUAUUACGACGACGAUUUUGACAGGUUCAAACAAUCAACACCCUUUGAGUGAUCGCUACGACAGGCGUUUAAUAGGAGCGAUGAUCAUGCGCACGACGGCGGUAACGGUCAUAACUGUGUGUUUCGUGGUUGCAAAUUUCGCGGCAAGAGCGGAUCAUGUUGAGAAACCGUCCGACGAAAUUGCUACGGCGAAAUCGGAUGUACAACAGCAGCAAAACGCGGACGCAGGAGUGGACAUCAACGUGACAGCUCUCGCAGCCAGAUUCAUUCAGGAUUACGUGACGCCCACUAUUUGCUCGUACCUGCCAAGCUUUUGCGCCAAAUACCAACUGCAAAGCCGAGGAAUCCAGAGUUACUUGGCCACAGCUGGAACUCUAUUCGCCGGAGUGUUGGGUAUCAUACUGACGAAAAUCAAAAUUCUUAUGGUCCUUUCGAUAAUGACCACAGUCAUCGGGAAAAUGUUGAUGCUCUACGCUUUCCUCAAGUCCGAUCACUACCACCACAAACCUCAUCACGUGCCAUUCGUUAAGUACACAAAAGACAAGUACUACAUUAAACACUCACCCUUGGAGCAUUCUCAAGAUUUCAUUGCUGAAUCACACUACUCCCCUUACCAAGGUCACUCGCCGAGUGGAGUGAGCUACUACAAACGAUAACGCACAACUGCACCGCAGCAGUUGCUGCUUCUAUAAGACACGAUGAGAUAAUCUAUUGUGUUGCGGAUGAAUCCAAAACAAUCAUAUAAUUUAAAUACGUUUCUUUGAAACCCCUAACUUAUUUAUUACUUUUAAAUAUUUAUAUUUAUUAUUAAUAUACAUAUUAAAUAUAUUUAUAAAAUUUAUAUAUUUAAUAUAUAUAUAUGUAUAUCAUGUGGUUGCAAAGCAGUUUAGAGAUAAACGAGAAUAAAAACCAAUACGUUAUCGAGUU
Messenger RNA from Sipha flava (yellow sugarcane aphid), 1120 nucleotides. RefSeq lists its product as uncharacterized. Lineage: Eukaryota; Metazoa; Arthropoda; Insecta; Hemiptera; Aphididae. The record is from RefSeq and is a predicted model, not a curated record. Bases 274 to 849 code for a protein of 191 amino acids. The transcript is spliced from 2 exons.